Daldinia loculata is the source of this 1899-nucleotide messenger RNA. Its product is annotated as Aldo/keto reductase. The transcript has a single exon. Lineage: Eukaryota; Fungi; Ascomycota; Sordariomycetes; Xylariales; Hypoxylaceae. The record is from RefSeq and is a predicted model, not a curated record. Gene Ontology annotation, biological process: dehydro-D-arabinono-1,4-lactone biosynthetic process. Gene Ontology annotation, cellular component: cytosol. Gene Ontology annotation, molecular function: D-arabinose 1-dehydrogenase [NAD(P)+] activity. The coding region runs from base 265 to 1506 and encodes 413 amino acids.
GUUAACUAGUCUAGUUCAUCCCCCACUUUCCUACUUUCACCUGCCGGGACCCUGAAAAUCCCUCGAUUAUAUUUCUAAUCUUGAGAUACCAACUAGACUCUAGUAUAGUCCCCCCUUAAUAUCUAAUACCCCUUCAUUUUCAUCCGUUACCAACUCCUACCUCUCGUUCUUCGCCUGCUUAGCCUCAUUGUCAGUAUACUGUGUUUAUUAUAUUACCUACUCUAGACAGGUAGAGAUAUAGAAGAAGAAAACGCAUUCUUCAUAAUGGGUUCCCUUCCCCCCGACUCCAACCCGCCGCGCCGGCCCCUCCACGAUUCGAUCCCUCCUCUAAUCCUAGGCACCGCUACCUUCAACACACAAUAUGUUGCCAACCCCUACGAUCUACCAGCUAUUUCUAUUGUGUCGCGUGCGCUCGACCUCGGCGUCCGCGCUUUCGAUACGUCACCAUACUAUGGGCCAUCGGAGUUAAUCUUGGGUGAUGCCCUAGCCCAUCCCUCCGUCGCCACGACAUAUCCUCGCUCCUCCUACUUCCUCGUUACUAAAGCCGGCCGCAUCGCCUCUGACGUCUUCGACUAUAGCCCCGCCUGGGUCCGGUACUCGGUGCUGCGAAGUCUAGAGCGCCUGCAUACCAACUAUCUAGACUUGGUUUAUAUGCAUGAUGUCGAGUUCGUCUCACCCCCCGAGGUGCUAGCCGCCGUGUGCGAGCUGCGUCGCCUACGCGCCGAGGGAAUCAUUCGCUACGUUGGAAUCAGCGGCUACCCCGUCGACAAGCUGUGCGCCCUCGCUGAGAUGAUUCUCCUUGAGACGGGAGAGCCACUCGAUGCUGUACUGAGCUAUGGCCAUUAUACCAUACAGAACACGACAUUGGGUACUUCCGCUAUGGCUCGGUUUGAGAGUGCGGGAGUCGACGUCGUCCUCAAUGCUAGCAUGCUUAAUAUGGGCCUGCUAACUACGAGAGGCGCAGCUACCGGUCCCUUAGCCUCGUGGCAUCCGAGUCCGGAGGGGUUGAGAAAAGCAUGUCAGGAUUUGGUAUCUAUCGCGGCAGAUGCGGAUGAGAAGUUGGAGGUUGUCGCUAUCCGGUGGGCAUUGGACAACUGGUCAAGAAUCGGCGCAUCUAGAGGUGGCCGCAUACGAAAGCUAUCGGCCGGGGACCGGGUCGGCGUAAGCGUCAUGGGCAUCUCGAGCAUCCCUGAGCUAGAAGAAACAUGCCGCGUAUUCCAGAGCGUAGUAGAGGGUCUCGAACCGGAGACUUCUGAUAUUGAGCAGUUGAAACGAAGGCAAUGGAGCUUAGAUCGCCGUCAGAAGAUCCAAGGGGUAGUAGAAAAGAUGUGGGCAGUCCUGGGCCAGUGGAAGGACUACAGCUGGACUAGUCCUGAACCUGGGUUCGUCAAUGCGAGAAAGCCUGCUGAUAUUGGCGUCACGCCAAACGACGGGAUAAUUGUCAAGUAUGCCGCCAAAUCUAAUGUGAGUGUGAACAUUGAGGAGUUACCGUUAUCCGCUAUUUAGGGAGGUAACCAUACAAAUAUACCUACGUAUCAUAAUGCACGAAAAUCUUUCGGCACGGAAAUUCGCGCGGGGUUAAUAUGUUAUCUCUCUCUAACAGCGCCGUAAACAUGUAUCAUGAUUGGGAUUCUACAUCCGUCGAGGCGUUAUGAUCUUCGCAAUCCCUACUCUCAACACUUGACUCGGGGUCAAUGGAAUAAUCCGGACGAGGCAUCAUGCCUUAACAUCUAGCUUUCUCGCUCCUGGAUAUAUCCCACCAAAUGAAUGUCACUAAGCUAUAAGUCUAUUGCCUACCUGCCUACCCAGGUACCUUCAUAUGUUGAAUACCUUGGGUACCUACUAUUACACACAAAGCUAGGUAGACACUUGACUAGCUACCUGCGUAAAGGUUCAACA